Messenger RNA from Rotaria sordida, 645 nucleotides. Lineage: Eukaryota; Metazoa; Rotifera; Eurotatoria; Philodinida; Philodinidae. The record is from the annotation of a GenBank genome assembly.
AUGGGUUGUAGUGGAUCAAUAGGAAAGAAAAAACUUAAAGAUACAUCAUUAACAAGAUCUUCUAGUUCAUUAGUAACAAAUAAUAAAGAUGCUGAUGAAAUAAAACUAGAACUUUCUGAUAGGAUUAUUGAGAAUUUACUAAAUAAAACAAAAUUUACAAAACAAGAAAUAAUUGAUUGGUGGCAUGGAUUUUUAGCUGAUUGUCCAUCAGGUUUAUUAGAUAAACAGAAAUUUAUUGAAGUUUAUCAAUAUCGAUAUCCGACUGGAAAAGCAAAAGGAUUUUGUGAUCAUGUUUUUCGAACAUUUAAUCCGGAUAAAAAGAGUCGUGCUAUUGAUUUUGAAAAAUUUAUGUGUGCCAUUAAUGUAACAUUAAAUGGAACUCCAGAUGAAAAACUUGAAUGGGCAUUUGCACUGUAUGAUAUAAAUGGUGAUCAACGUAUAUCGAAAAGUGAAAUGUCAAAUGUACUUGAAUCAAUGUUUGAUUUAUUAGGAAGAGAUAAAAAAGGUUCAAAUAAUCCACGAAAACAAAUUAAUGAAAUAUUUUCAAGAAUUGAUUCAAAUCAUGAUGAUUAUAUUGCCAAAGAAGAAUUUUUCUCAGGAUGUAAAGCAGACGAACGUAUUCGAACAAUUCUUGCACCAUAUUAA